GUGACCAGAAAAACCCAUACUGACUUUGAGAGUUUGAUUGAACUGCAGCAAGCUAAUAUCGAUGAUUCAUACGGCAAGAUUUCAAAACUACUUUCACCCCUAUUUAUAACAAAUGUACUUCUUGUCAAAACAACUAAAACCGCCUGUGCAGUCAGCGUUUUGAAACCUGAGUCUUUGAUAUUUGUCACGUGACUCACCAAGUGUAGUGAUGCAUCUUGGUGCAACAGUUCAUCUUUGGUAACUCCGGAAGACUCGCUAGCCGAUGAUGUGCUAAAUCAAGUGAGUUUACUGCUUUAAAUUUCCUAUAUGAGCCUUUUCUAAAGAGGAGAAAUAUCACUUCGGCAAAAGAGAUGCAGGACGAGGGCAGCCUCCCUGGCAUUGCCUCUCUGAACGCCUCCUACUCCACGUCGCUGACCCUCCCUUCCCCGUACCUCCUGCUUCCACCUGUGGCGCGCAAAGCUGUCUCUGAUGUCCGGCGCACCUUCUGUCUCUUUGUGACCUUUGACCUCCUCUUCAUCACACUUCUGUGGAUUAUAGAGCUAAACGUGACCGGUCCGAUUUUGGAUAAUCUAGCAGAUCAGGUCAUCAGAUAUAAAUUCAAGACUUCCUUCUUUGACAUAGUCCUCCUUGCCGUGUUUCGUUUCCUCUGUCUACAAAUUGGCUAUGCAGCGUUUCUGUUGAAACACUGGUGGGUUGUCGCGAUUUCAACUCUGGUGACCAGCGUCUUCCUCGUGGUGAAGGUCAUUGUGUCUGAACAGCUCUUGUCCAAAAACGCCUUUGGUUAUGUUUUACCCAUCACCUCAUUUGUGGUGGCGUGGUUGGAAACCUGGUUCCUUGACUUCAAGGUUCUCACUCAGGAAGCCGAAAAUGACCGAGCUUACCUAGCAGCAGCGAACGCUGACAGAGCUCCUAUGCUCUACCCCCGCCCUGUUUCUGACGGACAGUUCUACUCUCCACCUGAAUCCGUUGCAGAUUCAGACGAGUUUCUGGAUGAGGAGGGUCUCGGGAGCAGACCAGCCACCUUCAAGGAGAAGGAGUACAUCAAGCAGGGUCAAGAGGCCAUGUCUGUGCUGGAUAGUAUCCUCGCCCAGGAGGAGAACUGGAAGCUUGAGAAAACCAGCGACACGGGAGACAGCGUCUACAGUCUGGAGACUAUCAGCUACGGAAAGAUUUUUAUUCUGAAGGCCUUCAUGCAGUGUCCCGCGGAGUGCGUCUAUCAGGAGACGAUAAUGCAACCAGAGAAAGUAGUUGAGUGGACCAAAACAGUUACUUCCUGCCAGAUCCUCCAGAGAGUUGACGACAACACUUUGGUGACACAUGACGUUGCUGCUAGCGUAGGGGGAGGCAUCGUGGCUUCCAGGGACUAUGUCAAUGUGAGACGGAUCGAACGCAGACAGAACUCUUACUUGAGUGCUGGCGUAUCAACCAACCACGAUGCCAGGCCGCCGACUGACCGCUAUGUCAGGGGAGAAAAUCACCCAGGAGGAUUUGUGGUUCUGAAAUCCAGCAAUAACCCGGCUGUCUGCACAUUUAUCUGGAUCCUCAACACAGAUUUUAAGGGCCAUCUGCCCCGCUAUCUCAUCCACCAGGCCCUACCUUCCGGCAUGUUUGAGUUUGUGGGCCAGUUACGGGAGCGCAUCGCUGAACGUAAUCCCUGCCUUCGCCAACAGCUUCAUCCUGGACCCCUGUUAUAAACCUGAGGAGUGGCAGCGUCGUCCUGUGGAGCUCUUGAGCUGAAGGGAUGCGCGGCCAGCUGCCAUAACUGAACUGACUUUACCUCUAAGCAUAGGAGGCCAUAUUUCAGAUCAAACAGAGUAAUUUGGUCAGAACAAAUGAUUGUCCUCAAACUAUUUUUUGACUGUUACUCUGACUCCCACUAGGACAUGGGAUUUGUUCUGAGUUGAGGUGCGGCUUUCAUGAGGAGAGGAUCUGUGAGAACUGUUGUCACAGAACAGAAGCAGCUCAAAACCUAUUGUUGUUUAUUGUUUAUUAAUUUGCUGCGUUUCUUUCUUUUUUUCUGCACUUUCUUUAUAUCUUCCUGCCUACAUGUAACAGCCAUAUUCUUAUUAUUUAAAAAAAAAUACUGUGAUAGAUGGAAGAGGAUGCGCUACUUCCUGCUCACCGCUAGAGGGCGACAUGACUAAUGUAGAUUGGGAGAAGGUUCAGGCUUUUCUGCAGUACAACAGUAAAAUCUGUUGUUCCAGGGUCUUUAACCAGUUUUCUGUGAUUUCCACAGUGAUAUCUUAAAGCUAAUUUCAGAUCAAAGCGACGAUUGUUCAGGCGAUCUAAAAGUAGAUCAGACAUCUUACUACUGCUGUCUUUUGUGCCAAUCACCUCAUGUGGCCUUGUUGGGGGCAGAAUAAUGAGCUGGAGUAAUUACAUGAUUUACAAGUAAAUUGAAGUUACAAUUUACUUCGUUAUGCAUGUGAGAAAUGGAUGAAGCUUUUAAUUUCUUUGCAUAAUGAAGCAAAACUCGGCUUGUAAUGAUGGAAAAACUUCUCCUUCAGCUUAGUGUUAUUAGUCUGCAUACUGGUGGUACCAUGCUCCUCAAAAAUCAUCGUGGUUCAAAGGUAAUUGUCCUGAAAUGUGGGUAAAAAGCUGUGGGGGUUUUUUUGUUUGUUUUUUUACAGAAACUUCAGUUAUUUUUCCUAAAGGAACAAAUUUGUGGAUUUGACUUUGAGGAAUUUUUGUUUUUGGAAGCUGCAGUUAAUAUAGGUGGAAAAAAAGAGCUGUGCAAGACGUCUGAAAUAAUUGGAUAAUAAAAUUACUCGGAUGUAUUUGUUCUGACUUUUAAAGCUUCCAACAGAAGGAAUUUCAAGUGAAGAAAAAAAUGUAAACAAUUGUGCCUUCAUUGCAGUAAUAUAAUAUACUGGGCUUAUUGCUUUUUGUUCGUUCAAACCUGUAUAUUUUCUGCUCCGAUGACGGUCUGUUGAUGCACGAGAAGCCUGCUCGGAGCGCUUAUGUUUACUUAUUUCAAUAUUAGUUUGCAGAUUACUUUGUAAUUCAUUUUAAUAUCAAACAUGUUAAUCCAAAGCCAUCACUACUGACCAAUUGUUUUUACUGAAUCUUAAGUGUCUUAUGUGUAAUAAAACAUCUACACUUAUCU
Messenger RNA from Poecilia latipinna (sailfin molly), 3106 nucleotides. It is a transcript of the gene stard3, whose product is annotated as StAR related lipid transfer domain containing 3. Gene Ontology annotation, cellular component: endoplasmic reticulum membrane; endoplasmic reticulum-endosome membrane contact site; late endosome membrane. Gene Ontology annotation, molecular function: cholesterol binding. Gene Ontology annotation, biological process: cholesterol transport. Lineage: Eukaryota; Metazoa; Chordata; Actinopteri; Cyprinodontiformes; Poeciliidae. The coding region runs from base 351 to 1694 and encodes 447 amino acids. The record is from RefSeq and is a predicted model, not a curated record. The transcript is spliced from 15 exons.